This is a messenger RNA of Cavia porcellus (domestic guinea pig), 8504 nucleotides long. It is a transcript of the gene Cdk12, whose product is annotated as cyclin dependent kinase 12. The record is from RefSeq and is a predicted model, not a curated record. Gene Ontology annotation, molecular function: ATP binding; RNA polymerase II CTD heptapeptide repeat kinase activity; cyclin binding. The transcript is spliced from 19 exons. Gene Ontology annotation, biological process: protein phosphorylation; positive regulation of transcription elongation by RNA polymerase II. Lineage: Eukaryota; Metazoa; Chordata; Mammalia; Rodentia; Caviidae. Gene Ontology annotation, cellular component: cyclin/CDK positive transcription elongation factor complex; nucleus. Bases 770 to 4951 code for a protein of 1393 amino acids.
CCCCAAAUUUUGGUCAGCUCCGUCUCAACAAACCUCUCAACAGGGGAGCAAGAAGCUUAUCGCGAGAGUUUGGCUGUGGGCGUUUCUUGUGCCUCUCCGGUUCUCGCGUUGUUUGAUCCAAUAGUAGAGCGAGGCGAAAGGGGAGCUCAAAAUAUCGCGAGGUCCUGUGAGACUCUCGCGAUGUUUUCUGCGCUUGCCCCUCCCCCCUCCUCCAAGUGCCGUUUCGGUUUAAUCUAGUGUGUGACUGAGUGUGUGAGGGAGUGAGUGUGUGUGAGGGGUGGUACUGAGGUGAGGCCGAGGCUAGGAAAAGGGGCUUCCUCGGGAGCGAGGAAUAAAGGGGGCGUGAAUCGCCUAGGCCGCGGGACCCCGGCGACAGGAAGCUGAACCGGGCCACCGGGAAGGGGAAGGGCCCUCGCAGUGCCCAUAGGGCCCCAGAGCCAGAGUCGGCCCCGCAGCCCAGGGCCGCUGCGUUUCUACUUCCUCGAGUUCCCGGCAGCCGGGCCAGAGGAGAGCGGCUCAGCAGGGCGCGGGGAAGGACGCGGUCUCACAACUCCGCCGUGAGGAACUCUGGUCUCCUUCGCCCGUCUCUCCCCACCUCAUGUAGGAGGGCGCCGAGGCGGCGGGAGGGGGAGGAGCCCGGCCGCGCGUCCCUUCCCUCCCAGCCCCGACGAGGGGCGCUCGGGGGGCGUGGAGUUGGGCCGGGGGCGGGAGGGGCGGCUUCGUGCGGCGCCGGGGAACUUUUCCCCGUCUUCGGGCCGUGGCGAAGGGAAUGCCCAAUUCCGAGAGACAUGGGGGCAAGAAGGACGGGAGUGGAGGAGCCUCUGGAACUUCGCAGCCGUCAUCGGGAGGUGGCGGCUCCAACAGCAGAGAGCGUCACCGCCUGGUGUCGAAGCACAAGCGGCACAAGUCCAAGCACUCCAAAGACAUGGGCUUGGUGACCCCGGAGACGGCAUCCUUGGGCACAGUUAUCAAACCUUUGGUGGAGUACGAUGACAUCAGCUCCGAUUCCGACACCUUCUCUGACGACAUGGGCUUCAAACUGGACAGGAGGGAGAAUGAUGAGCGGCGUGGAACGGAUCGGAGCGACCGCCUGCACAGACACCGUCACCACCAGCACCGACGUUCCCGGGACUUGCUCAAAACCAAACAGGCCGAAAAAGAAAAGAACCAGGAAGUGUCCGGCAAGUCGGGCUCGGUGAAGGACCGGACGUCGGGAAAUUCCAAGCGCUCAAAUGAAGAGGACGACUAUGGGAAGGCACCCCUGUCUAAAAGCAGCGGCAAGGAAUCGCGGUCGUCUAAGCUGCACAAGGAGAAGACCCGGAAAGAACGAGAGCUGAAGUCCGGGCACAAGGACCGGAGUAAGAGUCAUCGGAAAAGGGAAACACCCAAAAGUUACAAAACCGUGGACAGCCCCAAGCGGAGAUCCCGGAGUCCCCACCGGAAAUGGUCUGACAGCUCCAAGCAAGAUGACAGCCCCUCAGGCGCCUCUUACAGCCAAGAUUAUGAUCUUAGUCCCCCCAGAUCGCACACCUCUAGCAAUUAUGACUCCUACAAGAAGAGUCCUGGAAGCACUUCGAGAAGGCAGUCGAUCAGCCCCCCGUACAAAGAGCCCUCUGCCUACCAGUCCAGCAACCGCUCGCCAAGUCCCUACAGUAGACGACAGAGGUCCGUGAGUCCCUACGGUCGCAGGCGGUCGUCCAGCUAUGAAAGGAGCGGCUCAUACAGCGGGAGGUCCCCCAGUCCCUACGGGCGGAGGCGAUCCAGCAGCCCUUUCCUGAGCAAGCGGUCCCUGAGCCGGAGUCCACUUCCCAGUAGGAAAUCCAUGAAGUCCAGAAGUAGAAGUCCUGCAUAUUCAAGACAUUCAUCUUCCCAUAGUAAAAAGAAGAGAUCUGGGUCACGCAGUCGUCAUUCCAGUAUUUCACCUGUCAGGCUUCCGUUGAAUUCCAGCCUGGGAGCUGAACUUAGUAGAAAAAAGAAGGAAAGAGCUGCUGCUGCUGCAGCAGCAAAAAUGGAUGGAAAGGAGUCCAAGGGUUCACCUAUAUUUUUGCCUAAAAAAGAGAAUAGUUCAGUGGAGGCUAAGGAUUCAGGCUUGGAGUCUAAAAAGUUACCCAAAAGUAUAAAGUUGGAAAAAUGUGCCCCAGACACUGAACUGCUGAAUGUAACCCAUUCAAACACAGAGGUCAAAAAUUCUUUAGAUACAGGGAAAGUAAAGUUGGAUGAGAACUCUGAGAAGCAUCCUAUUAUGAAAGAUUUGAAAGUACAGGGAACAAAAGACUCUAAACCUGUAACACUGAAAGAGGAAAUUGCUACUCCAAAGGAGCCAGAGAUACCAGAAAAGAAGACCCCUCCACCUCUCCCCACAAUUACUUCUCCACCUCCUUUACCAACUACUACCCCUCCCCCUCAGACACCUCCAUUACCACCUUUGCCUCCACUACCAGCUGUUCCACAGCAACCACCUCUGCCUCCUCCUCAACCAACCUGUAGUCAGGUUCCUGCUCCCAGUACGUCAACUUUGCCCCCCUCUACUCACCCAAGGACAUCUACUCUGUCCUCUCAGGCAAGUUCUCAGCCCUCUGUACACAUUUCUGUGAAGACUCAAGUUUCUGUAACAGCUGCUAUUCCACAUCUGAAAACUUCAACAUUGCCUCCUCUGCCUCUCCCACCCUUGUUACCUGGAGACGAUGACAUAGAUAGUCCAAAAGAAACUCUUCCUUCAAAACCUGUAAAGAAAGAGAAGGAACAGAGGACACGCCAUUUACUCACAGACCUUCCUCUUCCUCCUGAGCUCCCUGGUGGGGACCCAUCUCCCCCAGACUCUCCAGAGCCAAAGGCAAUUACACCACCUCAGCAACCAUUUAAAAAGAGACCAAAAAUUUGUUGUCCUCGCUAUGGAGAAAGACGACAAACAGAAACUGACUGGGGGAAACGCUGUGUGGACAAGUUCGACAUUAUUGGAAUUAUUGGAGAGGGAACCUAUGGUCAGGUGUAUAAAGCUAAAGACAAAGAUACAGGAGAGCUAGUGGCUCUGAAGAAGGUGAGACUAGACAAUGAGAAAGAGGGCUUCCCAAUCACUGCCAUCCGUGAGAUCAAGAUUCUCCGUCAGCUAAUCCACCGAAGUGUUGUCAACAUGAAGGAGAUUGUCACAGAUAAGCAAGAUGCACUGGAUUUCAAGAAAGACAAAGGUGCCUUUUACCUUGUAUUUGAGUAUAUGGACCAUGACUUAAUGGGACUGCUUGAAUCUGGCUUGGUGCACUUUUCUGAGGACCACAUUAAGUCGUUCAUGAAACAGCUAAUGGAAGGGCUGGAUUACUGUCACAAAAAGAAUUUCCUGCAUCGGGAUAUUAAGUGUUCAAACAUUUUGCUGAACAACAGCGGACAAAUCAAACUAGCAGAUUUUGGACUUGCUCGGCUCUAUAAUUCUGAAGAGAGUCGCCCUUACACGAACAAAGUCAUUACUCUGUGGUACCGCCCACCAGAGCUGCUGCUGGGAGAGGAGCGUUAUACGCCAGCCAUAGAUGUUUGGAGCUGUGGGUGCAUCCUUGGGGAACUGUUCACUAAGAAGCCUAUUUUUCAAGCUAAUCUGGAACUGGCUCAGCUGGAACUGAUCAGCCGUCUCUGUGGUAGCCCUUGUCCAGCUGUGUGGCCUGAUGUUAUCAAGCUGCCCUACUUCAACACCAUGAAGCCAAAGAAGCAAUACAGACGCCGUCUACGAGAGGAAUUCUCUUUCAUUCCUUCAGCAGCACUUGAUUUAUUGGAUCACAUGCUGACUCUGGAUCCUAGCAAGCGCUGCACAGCGGAACAGACCCUACAGAGUGACUUCCUUAAAGACGUUGAGCUCAGCAAAAUGGCUCCGCCCGACCUCCCUCACUGGCAGGAUUGCCAUGAAUUGUGGAGUAAGAAACGGCGACGGCAGCGACAAAGUGGUGUUGUGGUGGAAGAGCCACCUCCGUCCAAAGUUUCUCGGAAAGAAACUACCUCAGGGACAAGUGCUGAGCCUCUGAAGAGCAGUAGCCCAGCACCCCCUCAGCCUGCUACUGGCAAAGUGGAGCAGCCUGGGGCUGGGGAUUCAGUAGGCCUUGGUGACAUCACACAGCAGCUGAAUCAAAGUGAAUUAGCAGUGUUAUUGAACCUGCUGCAUAGUCAGACUGACCUGAGCAUCCCUCAAAUGGCACAGCUGCUUAACAUCCACUCUAACCCGGAGAUGCAGCAGCAGCUGGAAGCCCUCAACCAAUCCAUCAGUGCCCUGACAGAAGCCACUUCCCAGCAGCAGAAUUCAGAGCCCAUAGCCCCAGAGGAGUCUUUGAAGGAAGUACCCCCUGCCCCAGCAGCCCAGCCUUCAGCAGAGCAGACAACCCCUGAAGCUUCCAGCACACCAGCUGACAUGCAGAAUAUGUUGGCAGUUUUCUUGAGUCAGCUGAUGAAAACCCAGGAGCCAGCAGGCAACCUAGAGGAAAACAACAGUGACAAGAAUAGUGGGCCACAGGGGCCCCGAAGAACUCCCACAAUGCCACAGGAGGAGGCAGCAGCAUGUCCUCCUCACAUUCUUCCACCAGAGAAGAGGCCCCCUGAACCCCCCGGACCUCCACCGCCGCCACCUCCACCCCCUCUGGUUGAAGGCGAUCUUUCCAGCGCCCCCCAGGAGUUGAACCCCGCCGUGACAGCCGCCUUGCUACAACUUUUAUCCCAGCCUGAAGCAGAGCCUCCUGGCCACCUGCCACAUGAGCACCAGGCCUUGAGACCAAUGGAGUACUCCACCCGACCCCAUCCCAACAGGACUUACGGCAACACUGAUGGGCCUGAAACAGGGUUCAGUGGCACUGACACUGAUGAACGCAGCUCUGGUCCAGCCUUGACAGAAUCCUUGGUCCAGACCCUGGUGAAGAACAGGACCUUCUCAGGCUCUGUGAGCCACCUUGGGGAGUCCAGCAGUUACCAGGGCACAGGAUGACAGCAGCAGCAGGGGUAGCCCUUGAGGAAUCUGGUGAUGGCCCUCAGUCACUUUGCAUCCAGAGCCUGGCAAAUUCAGUGUCUGCCACAGAAUUGAGAGCCAGGUUCAGUGAACAAUUCUACCUGUCCAGAUACCAUGUGAGAUGCCAGAAGUAGGGGCCAACAGCCUACUUCCUCUGUCUCUGGCGCCAAGUGGGUGCCUCACUGCCCACCACCUCCACCCUCCUUGCCUGCUGAUCCCUAGGGAGAUGGCUGAGGGUAGCAUCAGCCACACUUCUCUGUUAGCCCUGGUAUCGUUGCCCUGUGGGGCUCUGGAGAGUUGUCCAGGGCCAGAGCAUCUUCCUGCUACCUGGGCUCUGAGGCUGAAGUCACCUUGUCCUGUGACCUUGGAGGUGCCUCUCUCAACUCCUGCAAACCCGACAGCCAGCCCAGCAGCAGGCCAGGCCUGCCCUGGCAGAAGGCAGAAGCCCUUGCUCUGAGGAAGGCGCUGCUUCCCUGGUCGGCAGCUACUUUGAGUUAGAGAUGGAGCAGAUGCAGAAACCAAGACCCAGGGAGGGGAAUUUAGUGGAACCCUGUCCCAGAGUCGCUUUGUUGCUGGAUUUGGAGACUUCCCGGAAACAGGAGAAGGAAACGUAGGCCCAGGCCCCUGUUGCCCUUCUGGUCCUCACAAGAAGCAAAGAGAGCAAAGAGUCCUGGACCUGGUCUUGAGACUCUGGAAGUCUUCAUUUGGACCCAGCCUUGGGAUCCGACAUCCUGUUGACCAGACCCUCCUCUUCCCUGGAGAUCUCUAAGCCCCCAGCUGUGUUGGCAGAACCAGAGGGGAGGCAGCCAAGUGGUACUGAAAGGGAAGUGAAAGACCAAGUGGCAGAGUCCUUAGCCCCUCCUUUCUGUCUGGGAGAGGUGGCUGGAUAGAGUUGUCACACCAAGGGGCCCAGGCUUGGGAAGACACUGGCCAGACCUCCAUAGCUGGACAGGUCCAAAUCCAAAGCCUCCCUUAACCUCAGUUGGAGACCAUGCACAGGUCUUCGUUGGCCUUGGUCUGCUUGUCCUUGCUGCUGCAUUUUUCCUGUGUGUCUUUGGGUUCAGUGCCUUGGGCCAGAGGCUGAAGAGACUGAAGCAUCCUCGGAUGGCCUCCGCAGAGCUAGGGAAGUGGAAGCCUGGAACCGUUCAUGGAGGAGUCACGAGGAACCCAGUCAUCUGCUCCCCAUCCUCUCUGGGAGCACAUGAGAGAAAGGGCUUGGAUAGAACAGACAAGGUAAAGGUUAAACACGUGAGGAAACUUCCUGGUGGGACAGAGGACUUCAGCAGAUGGGCCUGCCCUCUCCAGAGUUCCACCUGCUGCCCGUGAAGUCGAGUCUAUGCAUGGAUGUGCAGGGACACUGAGGCACAAUCCUCCCCCUGCAGGCUGCUCACACAGCACACCUCCUUGCACCAUCAGGACAGGAUACCUGUGGUGCGUAGGUCCCCAAUUAAUGCAGCAGGGGGCCAGCUCCCAGUGCCAGCUCCACUGCUGGCCAACUACAUCAGUAAGUCACCUGGCCCCUUCGAGCCUGAGUUCCUCUUCUGUGAUGUGCCGUGAACUGCUCCUCUCCAGGGUUGUGGAACUUUUCCAGCUCCUCUGUAAGCACCCAGGACAGUGCCUGACACUCAGUGCUUGGGCAGCAGAGCACUGUCACUGGUGGACCAGCAGGGCCUGCGUGAUGCCCUUCACAGGCUAGGGAAAAUGUCCACGGUUUUCUUCAUGACGUGGACUGAAGUGGCAGUGCCCUGCGAAGGACCCAGGUUCCCCCACUCCCAGGCCUCCCUCGCAAGGAGAGAAGUUGCUGUCUUAGGCACUGUUGUGCCUGCAAGUAUUGUGUAGCCAGAAGGAGGUGGGUGAGGGGCAGCCCUUGAAGGAUGGCAGCAGCCAGCUUUGUCCAGGCACUUGACACUGACUGACAGCCAGAGCAGUCCAGGAAAGAAAAGAGAAUUUACUCCAUUUCUUGGGUGUCUGCUGUGCAUCAGCAUCACACUGUGUGUUUCUUGCUGCUGCUGCUGCUGUUGCUGCUGCUACUAUUGUAGUGUUUUUGUUUCAUUUGGUUUUGACUUUCUGAGACAAAGUCUUGCUGUGCAGUCCAGACUGCCUUGGACUCCUGGUGAUCCUCCCUCACCUCCCGGCUCAGUGGGCAGUGCUGGGGUUACCAUGUGCACCACUAUGACUGGCUCUGAGUGUUUUGUUUUGUUUUUUUAAGUUUGUUUAAAGAGUCUGUGGAGUUUUAGUCACCUACAUAAGCUGAUUUAUCAGUCUCAUCCCCUGUUGUUUUUUUAUCAUUUAGAUUCUUUUUAGGCAGGGUCUUGCUGUGUAGUUCAGCUAUGCCUUGAACUUACUUUGUAACCCAGGCUGACCUUGAACUCAUAGCAAUCCUCCUCCUUCAGCCUCCCAAGUGCUAGGGUACAGGUGUGCACCAUGCCCAGCUCAGUUAGAUGUUUGCACUGCUAUAAAUAAUGUGGCAGUGACUAUCCAAACACAUAAAACUUCUAAUACUGAGGAUUGAACCCAGCACCUUGUACAUACUAGGCAAUUUCUCUACCACUGAGCUACAUUCCCAGCCCAUUUUUAAUCUAAUUAAUUAAGGUCCUGCUAACUUUCCUAGGCUGCUCUCAAACUUGAAAAUUCCUGCCUCGGUCUCUUGAAAGCUGAGACUCUCAGUGUGCACCCUGCUUGGCAUCUCGCAUUGUUAAUAAAUUCCAAGAGUGGAUUACUGGGUCAGUAGAUACAAAUACCCAUCCCCCAUGGUUAUGAUCAUUUUACUGAUGUAGCCUAAUGAGAAUAAUAUUUAUUAAUCUUCCUCCCCGGAAUUCUACAAUGAGAACACACAGGCAGCUCCUUCUGUAUACCCAGCAGAGACAUUAGUAAUUUAUCAUAGCUUUAAAAAAAAAAAAUGAGAUUGGGCUGGAGAUUUAGCACAGUGGCAUAAGUGCCUGCCUAGCAAGUGCAAGGUCAUGAGUUCGAUCUCCAACACCAGAAAAAAAAAAAAAAAAAAAAAGGAAUUAUAGAUACACAUGUUGUUGGUAAGAAGUGAUUCAGAGGUCCCGUGUACACCUUGCCCACUUUCACUGAAAGUAACGGUUCAUAAAACUGUUAGAAUGUCACAGCUCGAUAGUGAAACCGCUACAGUCCACCGGCCUGGGGAACAUUUUUCUUGUCCUCAUGUUCAUAUGUGCAUGUGCACAUAUUAAGUCCUAAACUGUUUUAUUACCUGAGUGAGUUUGUGUAUCCACCACCACAGUCGAGCACCACAGAGGUUCCUGUGUUUUGAUAAUCACACCUAUCUCCCCAACCCCUCAACGUUUUGCACCGCUCCUCUGUCCACUUCUACAUUUUGUCCCUUCAAGAAUUGGAACUACAGAUGUAACCUUUCAGGACGGGUUCUCUUCACAUGGCACAGCACCCUGGAGAUCACCCAGGUCUAACCCCUAACACAGACUUACAGGUCCUUAACCAUUUACCUGUUGAAGGACAUCUGGGGAUCCCAGUUUUUGGCUAUCACGAAUAAAGUUGCUAUGAACAGGUA